ACGCCGCCUGCCAUUGAAGCUCAUAGAAGAAGAUUGCGCGACGUCACGCACCCGGAAGUUAUGUUCAUUCAUUCUACCGGUUUCUAUCUGUGGUUUCUGUUCAAGUUGCACCGCAUCCCAUGGUAGGGCUCGUUACUGGACGCACGAGAGAUGUUGCUGCUGGUGCUGGGUGCCCUCCUCCUGCUCUUCUGCACACUGGAUGUAUGGUACUUCCUGCGGGGGGCCCAGGUGUUCUUUGAGGCGUGGUUCCUACCCAGAAUAUGGGACUUGUUGGCCGAGCAAAGCAUUGACGGCAUGGUCCUCCCCCAUGAUUUGGACUACAUGGGCCACAUGAACAACUCUCGAUAUCUAAGAGAGUGUGACUUUGCCCGCUUCCACCAUUACAUGCGAAACGGGCUCUUCAUGGCCUCGCGCAAACUGGGGGCCAGAUUGGUGGUAGGGGCCUCCACCAUCCGGUACCGGCGCUCGCUGGCCUUCCGUGAGGCUUUUGAGAUUCGGACCAAAAUAUUGGGAUGGGAUGAGAAGGCGUUUUACUUGGAGCAGCGCUUUGUGUCCAAGAGAGAUGGUUUUGUCUCUGCGAUCAUGCUCUGCAGGCAGAAUGUGGUGCACUGCAGCCCGGAGACUAUUAUCGAGUUUGUCUGCAAAAGGAAGAUCGAGUGCCCCGAAUUUCCCGAGGACCUCAAACACUGGAUCAGCUUCAUCUCAGCCAGCAGCCAGGCUCUGAGAGCAGAGAGCGGCCUGGAAGGGAAGAACAAGUGAAGCCCCACACCAUGACACCAUGUAUCAUGAGUGUACACCCACAUAUCAUUUGCAUUGCACGCACAUAUACAGUACACAUACAAGCACACAGACCGUUAAACGUCGUAGAGUUUUGAGUUGAUUCACAAGAUUCCAUUUGUCUCUGUUUCGGGGUCGAUCCCUCCUGCUGUGUAUUUUUGUAUGAUGUGAACAGAAGUACUGAACUUACGAAAACUUGAACUGUAGGGUAUUCCAUAUUUUAAAAUGCACUGUAUGCAUUGGGAUCAUAUUGAAAGUUCUUUGAGAACAUAGUGACACAAGAACGUAGCUUUAUCCUCAUAGCGCACAGACCGGCUUUAGACAUCUUCAUUCUCAUUUUUAGCAGAAAUCCUCUAACGUCAGAUAAGCAUGUCAAGCAAAAGUUAAUCUUCCACUGACAUCAAUGCAUGUUUUAGAACACACAGAAGAUUUCUUUUGUGCCUGUUUCUCUUGAUUAGCCGUAGUUUCAGAGCAUUAUAACUUUUUACAAGAAAAAAAAACGUAGAUGUGAUGAAAUGCUUGAAUGGACGUCAUGAACAUUUUGCACAAAGUAUCCCAAGUGAGUAGACAAACUUAAUUCUUGUUAACAAUCUGAAAGGGACUAUUUGAUUUCGAAGGAUACUUUUAAUCAGUCCAGUAUUGUUUUUACAGACUGUAUGACUCAUGCAUUUAAAGGGUGGGCUUCUUGAUUGGAGUUGCAUGUCACUGUGAGAGAAACUGCUCGGAUACAAGUUAAUAGGCAUAAUAAGCAAAUGCUGAUACGAGGUUGCUGGCAACUUUUCCAAACCUGCAAUGCAAGAGAAACGUUAAUGUGAGGACGAUGUUUGGCUUGUUAAAUCUUGAAGCCUCCCUUUAAUGCAUCAAAGCUUUAUUUUGUGACCAAAGUAUUGUAUUGUUCUGUAUGAAGAGGAGACAAAAUCAUUUUUAAAGAUGUAUGUCUAACCUGUUAUUUAUGUUGCUGAUGCACUGAAAAUCCUGUUUAAUUUAUUUAAGUCUGAAGAUAUUCACUGUCCUUUUCUUUUCCACUUGUAUUAUUUAAUAUCCAUUGAAAUGGAUUGAUGUACUAAACUCCAUGUAUUGUGUUUGUUAAUUAUUUAGAGAAUUUUAAAUUAAAAAAUGCAGUGGAAACUAUGUUUGGGUCACACUGGGCUUGCCUUUAAAAUGGUUGUUAUUCAGCAAUAACCUGAGCUACUAGGGUACUGUCGGGUGUGGUUCUAUAUUAAAGACCAGUAUUUAUACCUGAUUAAGUAUUUAACUCGGUAAUGCCACUGGUUAUGUGUGUUUGACCAGUCCAGUCAGUAUGUAAUGUGUUCCAGGAUCUCAGCAGAAUGAAGUUGAUGUUUACUCUCUACAAACAGUUAAACUCUUUAUGUAAGUCUGAAGUGUGUGUGUGUUCAACAAUUUGUUUUCUUUGUUGUUCAGAGUUGGUGAAACUGGAUCUCAUUGCCCUGUGACGUCCUUUUAGAUGAAGUUAACAAAAUAAAAAUAAAACUUUUGGGGCAUAUUACAUGGCUUUUGGCAGUGGUGGAAUGUGUAUAUGUAUUCAAGCACAAUUUUGAGGUACUUUCAAUUUCCUGCUAAUUUAUAUUGUAUGUCAACUUCACUCCCUUACAGAGGGAAAUAAUGUACGUUUUACUGCACAAUAUUUAUUUGACAGUUGUGUUUACGAUUUCCAAUUAAUAUUUAACAUUAAAAAUCAUCAUUAUAAAAUGUGGUUAUUGUAUCUGCCCUAAAGUACACUGAACUGUGACGGAUUAUAUGUAUGAAAUAUCAGUAAAUAGAAAUAUUCAAGUUAAGUACCUCAAAAUGUACAGUACUUGAGUAAAUGUACUAAUUACAA
This is a messenger RNA of Epinephelus fuscoguttatus (brown-marbled grouper), 2617 nucleotides long. RefSeq names its product protein THEM6-like. The transcript has 3 exons. The record is from RefSeq and is a predicted model, not a curated record. NCBI's taxonomy places the organism in Eukaryota, Metazoa, Chordata, Actinopteri, Perciformes, Serranidae. The coding region runs from base 151 to 759 and encodes 202 amino acids.